CGUCAGGACGUAUCACAUUGAAUGAUGACGCCGUUUGAUCAUUAAAAAAAUCUGCCGUUAAAAAAUAUCAGAGAAUUAGGUCACCAAACUAACACAGUACCAGCGGCCACGCUCGGAGUGUGUCCCCGCCGUGUUUUUGAUUAUAUAACUUUCCCCGAGGCGCGACCUGGGCACAAUACAGACAGCCGAGGAGAGAGAGAUGUCCGGUGUUUCCAGCAUCUGCAGCCGUUAGACCGGUCCGCCUGUCUGCCUCCCACCGCUGGGGUUCGGAGACCCGCAAUCCCAAUAACGUUAACGCUAGCUACUGUAGUCCCGGCCAAACUGGGGCUGAAUGGUUAGCCGCGGGAAGGAGACACACCACCGGACAGAAGGUACCUGCCACAACCCAGGAAACCACUCCUCGCCUCGUCAGCCUGGUAUCAACACAGCGCACAUUUCAGUAGUUGCAAAAUACAUCAUUUAAGGACUCUAGCAUGUGAAACCAGCACCCCAAGACAUGUAAGCUUCAACCCUUCUGUCCAAGAUCUUCGUUAGUAGAAGUUAACAGAGUUUGGUCUGACAAUGUCGAGCCGCCGGAAAUCGACCACACCUUGCAUGGUGCUGCCUUCUGAUGUGGUGGAGCAGGAAGAGGUGGAAGAGAAAACCGAAAGGGCAACAGAGGAAGAGACGGAGGAGGAGGAGGAGGACGAGGAGAAGGGGAAAGAGGGAGCAGAGGAGGGUCCGACUGCAGAAGAGCUGAGUCAGGCAGUAGUGGUUGUUCCCACACCUCCAACUACAGACGAGCCCAGUGUCCCUCCUGUAGAAGACAGUGAAGUCCUCGCUCCCUCACUGAAGCGCAGCGCUACAGACCCUCCUGAGGAUCCGAGCAGUGAGCCGCCAACACAGGAAGAGCAGUGCGAGACACCCGAGGAGGGAGGGGCAGACCCCGCCACGGUUGCCGCCAUUUCCCUCAGCAAGACCCCCAUCAUGAGGAUGAAAAGCAAAUCUGAACCCAAGAGGAUCUCUGUGGCCCUGAAAUCUACAGACGAGGCAGUGGAGGGUUUCGGCGGGGGCAACGGGGAGGUGAGAGGAGGAGACCAGGAGCCCAUUGAAGCUCCCCUUGGGCCGAUGACGCCUGUGGAGAUGCUGCUGCACGACUCCAUGAAGCUCGGGGGAGGCGGCUUGCUGGUCAGCCCGUACUCUGAGCAGCAGAGGAAAUCAGCGACUUUAAACCCUGCAGUUCUGCCUGCAGGCCUGGCACAGGUGCUUUCUGCUUUCCAGGCCCAGCAGAGUGCAGCGGCGGCAGCAGCAGCUCAGCCUCAGCUGCUCAUUCCCCUCAGCAGCAUCCCCUCCUACAGUGCAGCUAUGGACACCAACCCCCUGCUGGGCAGCAUGUACAAGAAGUUUCCUUACCCCUGCACGGCCGAGAUCAGCAGCCUGGCAGCGCAGACACAGUUCACAGAGGAGCAGAUCAAGGUUUGGUUCUCAGCCCAGCGUCUGAAGCAUGGUGUGAGCUGGACUCCAGAGGAGGUGGAGGAGGCCAGGAGGAAACAGUUUAAUGGCACGGUGCACACGGUGCCACAGACCAUCACUGUAAUACCUGCUCACCAGCUCUCAGCAGCUGCCAACGGCCUGCAGUCCAUCUUACAGACCUGCCAGAUAGUGGGCCAGUCUGGCCUGGUGUUCACACAGGUGGGCCCAGGGGGGCACCUUCCAGUGACCAGUCCCAUAACUCUGACGGUGGCAGGGCUGCCCAGCCAGUCCCAGAGCGCCAGCAGAGUUUCCUGCCAGCCCACCCUGACAAACAGUGAGCUGAAACGAGCUACCACUGUCCAGCCUCCCUCUCUCUCUCCACAGGAGAACUCGGCCCUCAGCGCAGACACAUUCAGUUUGCGUCCCAAGAAGUCCAAAGAGCAGCUGGCAGAGCUGAAAGCCAGCUACCUGAAAAACCACUUUGUCACGGAUGCGGAGAUUUCCCGACUGAUGAAGCUCACCAAUCUCACAAAGGGAGAGAUCAAGAAGUGGUUCAGUGACACCAGGUACAACCAGCGCAACUCCAAGAAUAGCCAUGUCAUUGUUUUCCAUGAUGGAGGAGGCAGAGGGAGUGGCAGCUGUGGUAGCAGUGCCAGCACCGCCAUCGUUAUCGACUCAAGCGACGAGACCACCCCCACAUCUCCCCAUCCCCCACGAACUCCACCUGUGAAGGAGAAAGAGACGCGGCCCAAAACUUGGAACCCAUUCCCGGAUUUUACCCUGCAGAAAUUUAAGGAGAAAACUCCAGAGCAGCUGGUGGUGCUGGGGGAAAGUUUUGAGAAAAGCAACACCCCAUCAGAUGAAGAACUGAGCCGCCUGAGGACAGAGACUAAACUGACGCGGAGGGAGAUUGAUGCCUGGUUCACCGAGAGAAGAAAAAUACCGUCUGUUAGCACUUCCUCCCCGGAUUCUUCAGAGGGAGGAAAGAUGGAGGCUGGAGAAGGAGGAGCAGGAGCCAGUUCUUCUUCUCCGUCUGCCUCCUCGUCCCGUAGAGGUAGUCAAACUCCUCCCGGCGGUCGCAGUAAGCAGCUGCCCACCAGCAGCAACAGAGACAUGAAAGAUAAGAAUAAAAAGACUCCAGAGCAGCUCCAUAUUCUGAAAAGUGCCUUUGUGCGGACCCAGUGGCCCACACCAGAGGAGUACGACCAGCUGGCGGAGGAGAGCGGCCUCGCUCGGUCCUACAUCGUCAGUUGGUUCGGAGACUCUCGAUACUCGUGGAAGAACAGCAACCUCAAAUGGUUCUUCCAGUACCAAAGUGGCAACGCUGAAGGGCCAAACGGUGGAGGGAGCAAUAAAAUGGGAGGCGGCAGCGGCACAGGUCGGAAAAGACGUGGCCGAAACCGUGGUUGGGGCCGGUCCAGAACCAGAAAGCAGCCAAGAAGGUCCGCCUCCUGCAGUACAGAUGUAGACAGAUGUCUGCCCUCAAAGAAAAUCAAGAGUGGGCGGGAGAUUCUGAAGGAGUACUACAUUAGGCACCACUUUCUCAAUGAGCAGGACCUGGAUGAGCUCGUCGGCAAGACCAACAUGAGCUACGAACAGGUGAGGGAGUGGUUCGCCGAGGUCCAACGGCGCUUGGAGACGGGGGAGGAUCCCUUCCUGGAGCAGGCUGCAGGAAGUACCGGAGGAGACGCAGCGGGGGAGGAGGUGGGGGCGCAGGGAGAGGCGUCAACAGCCGGCGAGGAGCAGACCGGCCCAGGGGAGGGGGAAGAGGAUGAGGACGAAGGAGAUGAGGAGGAUGACGGGGAUGAUACGGACGACAGUGAGGUCUGGGAGCCGUCCCGCAGCGUCAGGAAGUCUUUGUCAGUCUCCGAAGACUGACACGUCACAGAAUUUUCCCAGAGAAAUAGUGGCCAACUCUGGAAUAACACUAGUCCUUCUGACACUGAUUUGCAUUUGUACUCAUUUGCAACAUGAAUUCACUGUAUUUUAAAACGACUCCUGGUUUCAUGACAGGCUAACAAGUGGACUAUUAGCUUUAGCUCUCUCCCUGAAUCUUACCUAUAAGUGAUGUGUAACAGUUUAGGAAUCAUGGUAAAUAAGGAGAUUUAGCAAACCCUGGUGCACAAAACUCUGAUGAAGCCUACAAAGCAAUAUCUAGUCAAAAGUAGUACAACGAAGUGCGAUCUUCAAGCUUAAAAUGAAAUAGUUACCCAAAAGAAAAGCUGUCCAGACACAUCUUUACAUUUAAUUGCAAGUCAUGAAUACUGUAAAUGAGAGAUUUAAAUGUUGCCCACGUCCCCUCGUUACAUUUUACUGCUUGAAUGAAGCAAGGGAGAUAAAUGUACUCCAUCAGGCUGCUCUGACCUAAAUUCUAACUUCGAUCUACUGAUAUAUGAAUGUCCCAGACUCAUUUGUGUGUUUACAAAAGUGCUUUAAAGCGUAUCACAGCUAGAUGUCACUGCUAAGCAAUGUCCCCAAUGAACCUAGCGUACGUCUAUUUGUGGAACCGGUUGAUAUUACUUGUAAAAGCACCUUUUUUCCUAGCACCUAUGAAGUCCAAUGCAAGGGCCCGGAUAUGAAUCAGCAGGUUGUUGGAGCCGAAAUGGAUUGAUGAUUGAUCACAAAGACCUGCUGAAUGAAUGCCAAUGCCACGGUGCUUUUAAACACAGGGUGUCUACCCAAGUCUUCCCUUUAUAGCAGCUUGUUUUUUCAUUAGUGUUAGAGAUUUUUAACUGAACACAUAGAAAUCUGAUGUAUGUGUUUAGUAUGCACUGUUAAUAAUGCUUUAAAACAAAUGUCACCUUUUUAUAGAACACAUCCUGUGCUAUUAUGACCUUUUUAAAGGGGGAUUCAGACAGUGUGAGGCGGUUGUCUCAGCGUUGAAUGUGUUUUCUUCUGAGCAGUGAGCUACAGUUUACAGUUUGAUGUGUGAACUGAAUGAUGGCCGCUGUGAGGCAGUCCACUGAAAUGAUUAUAGAAUUAUUUCGCUGCAGUGUUUACGCUUAGAAAUGACUCGGACGCUUUUGAAUGGAUGUACUACAUUUAAAUGUUGGGGGUGCAUUGCAGAUUAGCCAAGCAAAUGUUAAACCACAAUUUGUCCCCACAAAUGUUUAUAGGUCUGGGCUUUCCUGCUCCUUUCAAAAACAAAGCCACUGAAUCAUUUUUGGUCCUGACCUUGACUUUAAGAAACCCUGUUAAAACAGUAUUUCAAAUAUUGAAUUGACUCUAGUCUGCACUUAAGGCACAAACGUGAAGCACCUAAACUAAACUUGCAAAGAUAAAUGCACUUUGUCCACAUGUAUACAGUGGACUGAAUCCUUAUUUGGCACCUUAUCUCUUAUUAAACCAUAAAAUGGCUCUGAGAGACCAAAUGUGUUUUGUAUGACUAAAAACUAAACCAGUAUUUUGCCUUCUUUUCUUAAUCCUUGUGUGUUUUCAGUAGGGGGUGUCCAUUUAUCCACUGUUCUAAUGAUAUGUGUUAAAUGUUUGGAUGUUUAAAAGGCUCAAAAUCUAGUCGAACAAUCACCCACCGCUUUCGUUUGCUAAAUUGCACAAUUUGAGCCCGAUUUGUUUAGCCUUUUGAAAAUGCACACGUGUAAUAUUUGUUAUGUAUUGUUGCUUUAAAUCAUGAGGAUUUCCUCCCAUCUCUCCUGAUUCUUAACCCCUCUCCUCUAUUCCUCUUUUGUGAAUGAAUGCCUAUGCUCAUGAUGUGCACUUCCCAAGACAUUUUUCUGUGAAUUUGGUGUCCUGUUUACUAUCUCUGCGUUAAAUGUGUAUAACAAAGGCAGACAGACUAUAGGGACAACUUUUCAAUAGACUGAAACUGUUCACAAAACAGACACUCUUGGAAAAGUGUUGUAAUGCCUGAAGAAACAGCCCAGCAUUGCCUCUGCGGCGGAAAAGUCAACCAAAUAUUGCUCCUCUUUCAAACUCUUCUCACGCUCUUUACCGUAUGACAUUGACAGGACAUUAACAGUUGUUCACAAAAGAGGAGAGACUCUGAUUCAGCUUUGCAGAUAAACCUAUGUGCCUACAUGGCUCGUACGCUUGUUUGAACAGAAUUCCCCCAACUCUCUACCGAAGAUGAUGAUUUGUGAAUGCUCUCGAAGUCACGUACUGUUGGGUGACUCCUAAAGAAUGCUUGUUCAAACUAAGCUGUGAUGCAUGACUGAGCUCUGCUUUCUGCUGACGCUAAAAGAUGCCUAAAGUUGAAAUUUGAAACUUCUGUUGUAAGUACUUAAACAGAUACCUUGGCAAUUGAAUCGUUUUUCCCCUCCGGCACUUUUUACAUUACAAAUACACAAGUUAAUUCAAAAGCAGCCUGCUAGCCGCAAGCUAUUUUUUAGAUUUUAUGGUGGGUGAAGGAGAGUGGAACCUUCAAAGCAUUUUGUUGUAAUGUGACGAGUGCCCAUGAAAGAAAAAUACAUUCAAAAUAUCAAGGUAUACCUUUUGUCUGAUAAUGCAUGCAAUAACCAAGAUAACUGCUCAUGAUGUACAUACAAUAUUUUGGGUUGGUAUACUUGGCACAGUUCAAGCCUAAUCUGGGAUACUUUGUACCUUCUAAUGAUACCAGUCACUUUUCAUCUAUGGACCUGUUUAGUUUUUUUUCCAAUUCAUGGACCCAUUUCAGUCCUUCGCUCGGAACUAUGUUAUCACCAAAAUUGCAGCCAUUGCACCGCAGCCAUUUUGUGCCCUUUUUAUUGAAUUCUGGUAUUUCACAUGCUAAUUUGUACACAUGCUGCAAACUGGCUGUUUAUUUUAAGACCACAGGUUAGGCUUCAUCCUGCCCCCCCGGUAUCCAGCCCAAAGUCUUUUACAGUGUGCUUUGUCUUUACUAUAGUCGCUCUGUUUUAAAUGGUUUUAUAUGUUUCUAUCUAUGAAAACCGUGUCUUUACAACUCUUUCCAGACAGCAGUGGAUAGACAAUGUACAAUAGAGUAGUGUUUUUGAAAUAGAGUCAGUUUUAGAGUUCAGCCAGUGUUUCCCCAGGUUGCUUUGAGGUUCUUAUGUUGCUAAUAUAGAGUCAAAACUCAUGAGAAAAGACAUGCAUUUAGUUAAAGGAACUGUCUAAAGAAAUGUUUUGCUAAUUAUGUGUCUGAAUAUGAGAAAUUUGGAUCUGUUUGGGAAAGUGAUAUUACAUAAAAGAAAAACUGAAAACAUUUUUAAAUAAAGUUUCCAACACAGUUUCUUAAAGGGGUACUUCACAGAAUUUACACAUGAAGUACGAUCUUUGAAAAUACAGGUGUAAAAUGGCCAAGGAGGGAGCUUUCUGGAAUGUACCAAAUAGUUUGAAGAUUCAUACACAUCAUUGAUAUUAUGUUUUAUAAGCGUGAAACCAGUAUUAAACCCAGUUGCAGAUAAAGAUCAGUCCACACUAUGACUGUUGGCAUGAAACUGCAAAGGAAUGUUUCCAACUCGUGUGAUCGAAACGCUUUAAGAUACUUUUGAGUUCUUUUUUGGUGGAAAAAUAAGAAUAGUUUCCUAAAUUCACAACAGAUGUUUCAAUGUGUCAAUACAUAUUUGUUGGCGUUAAACCUUUUGAAAACAUUUCCCUGCCAUUAAAACAGUCCUGACACACACAAAUUCAUUAGAAAAUCUCAAUUGAAGUUUCCAACAUCGAAAUAAAACAUUUGGUGUUUUGUUCAGCCCUAGAUCUUUCUAAAGUUAAAAAAAAACUCAUGUGAAAGUGAUGUCUUUAGGGGGAUUUCAGUUUUUAAAUGGUAUAGCAGUGAACUCGCACUUUAAAUUUUGGGUGUGAAAAAGUUGGUAUAUAGAGGGUUUAUAUAAAGACACCAAUCUGUUGCAUUCAGGUCAUUGGUCUUAUUUUAAUACAUCUUUUAUCAGUACCCCAACUUUCUUUAUUCAAGGUACUAAAUCACUGGAGUACCCCUUUAAUGGUUUCCAGGCUUCUGACAUAAAUAGUAACACAACCAGCCUGUCUGAUAUAUCUGUGUUCAAUAUUAAUCAUGUAUUCAAAUGGGCCCUGGUUGAUGAGGUGCCAUGUCUGCUCCCCUGAGUUUAGAUUUUCUUCCCAACAUGUAUCGCAGUUAACUUUGUGCAGUAGAGCUAACAUUGUGAUUUGAGUAGUUUACCUGAUGUCCUGUUGUGCACAUGUCAUAUCUAUGUCCUUUACUCCUGCUAUACUCCUCACUCGUUGUCUGUAUUUAGACAGUAGAUGCUUGAAUGUUUCUUACAGCAAUCAGAGAUUCAAAUGUUUUUACUAAACAGCCGCAACUUAUUUUAAAUGUACAGUGGAGUUUUCACCCUCUGGUAUUUCAGAUCUCAUUUUUAUCUGUUUACAGUUUUUACCUAAAAAGUAUUAACUCUUAACAGCUUGUUUUGCUUUUUAUUUUUGUCUCAAUACAACUUGUUUACUUUUGGACCCUUUUUACUGAAUCAUGACAGAGAUCUCUUUGCUUCUGUGUUAGGUAACAGUCAUUACCAUAGACACGGAUUACAAUAAUCUGUAAACUCCAAGGUAAAUGAGUUUAUGUUCCUUUAAAGACACCUUAUUUUGAAAUGUCACUCCUGAAUUUAACAAUCAUUCGGUCUCCUACAGGUGGUUUUCUUUAAAUACUAGCUAUGAUCUCAGUCUUGAACUUAAAACUUCUGUGCCAUGGAUGCAAAAAUAUCACUGUUGAUGACCUAAAACUAUUACAGUUAAAACGUGUUAAUUGGUGUCUGUGGUACAGAUAUUACCAUUUACAUUAAAUUAUUCAUACUCUGCCUGAGCUGUAUUUCAGAACGGUGUUGAACCCGGAGGGUAUCCGUCAUAAACUUGGAUUAAAAACUGUAUGUUUGGGUGUCACCUUGCUUUAGAAAGACAACCAUUCCUUUCUGCGAACCCUGCAACCAUCAGCUCGUAACGACCAGCUGUAAAGCCAGCAUUUUGUGCAAUUUUAAUUUAAAGUCCCGGCUUUAAUAGAGGCUAUGUCUUGAUAUCCAGCUUAAUGUUGAAAACAAAUAUUUUAUACUUGUUUGAAGAAAACCCCUAAUAAAUUUUGAUUUAAAUAUGU
Eleginops maclovinus (Patagonian blennie) is the source of this 8467-nucleotide messenger RNA. Its product is annotated as zinc fingers and homeoboxes protein 1-like. Gene Ontology annotation, biological process: regulation of transcription by RNA polymerase II. Gene Ontology annotation, molecular function: DNA-binding transcription factor activity, RNA polymerase II-specific; DNA binding. Lineage: Eukaryota; Metazoa; Chordata; Actinopteri; Perciformes; Eleginopidae. Gene Ontology annotation, cellular component: nucleus. The coding region runs from base 562 to 3330 and encodes 922 amino acids. The record is from RefSeq and is a predicted model, not a curated record. The transcript has 8 exons.